Messenger RNA from Linum trigynum, 1416 nucleotides. The record is from the annotation of a GenBank genome assembly. NCBI's taxonomy places the organism in Eukaryota, Viridiplantae, Streptophyta, Magnoliopsida, Malpighiales, Linaceae.
AUGGAAGUCAACAAAAUGCGAGACUUGGAUUCGAAGAAGGAAAAACUAUGGUCAGGGCAUUGUCGUGUUUCUAGGUUAUGGCUGGGAGUGAAUGUCACGACGGACAAAGUACUCCAUUUGGACUUGAUCCUUCUGGAUUCAAAGGGCAAUGACAUAUGGGUUCUUAUUCCUCCGGUGCUGCAAAAUAAGUUCAAGCAACUGCUGAAGCAACACAAUGUUUACAUAAUCAAGGACUUUGAUAUCAAGGCAACCGGGUUGACACACCAGACGAUUGCCAACCCAUAUGUAAUGUCCUUUACUCGGAAGACGACUGUUCAACACAUCCCUGACAUCCCCUCUAUUCCUACUUUCAAGUUCACUUUCAUGAAAGCAAGUGAUAUGGCAUCUAAGAAAGAGGAAACAGUCAUCCUCUCAGAUGUGGUUGGUGAAUUAGUUCAACAUUCAAACGUCAUCAAAACAAGCAAUAUUACCUGGAGGACCAUUCGAAAGGAGCUGCAAAUGAAGCUAAUUGAGGGAGAUGUUGUCAAAGUAACCAUCCAGGGAAGAGUUAUUGAACAGUUAGAUAAGAUAGUUAAUGAUGCUGGAGAGAGACAGAUUAUACUGGUUGUAACUGCUGUUACGGUGAAUGAAUUCAAAGAGGUACUAUCAUAUUCUUCUUCUGGGUCCACAGUUCUGUAUGAUACUCCAGAUAUUCCUGCAGUAACUACUUUUACCACUAGGAAUGUGGAACCAGAACUCCCCAUCUUUGUAGAACAUGAUGCAGAUGAUAAGUUUCCUGCUGUUUCCCUUGCGGAACUUCAGGAAUUGCCGAUGGACCCAGAUAAUGAGGAAAUGGACUUUUCUGUUGAGUGCAAAGUCAUCGGAAUCAAGGCUGGAUGGUGUUAUAUGGGCUGCCCUAGCUGUGUCUAUAAGCCGAUAGAAAGGCAGGGCCAAUCUUUUUGUGUAAGAUGUAACAAGAAUACACCAGUCAAGGCUGCCAGGUACCGUGUGAAGCUUGAGGUGCAAAGCGAGUCUAACUCAACAACCUUUAUCGUCUUUGACUAUGAAGCGCACCAAUUCUUUGGAAUCAGUGCUCAUGAACUUUUCGACAAGACUGGACAAAACAGUACUUCACCUUCUGAAAAACUCCUCGAGAUAGUGGGUACCACAAAGGAAUUCCACGUCAAAUUCAAGUUCAACCCGUACGAAGACGGGCAAGCUGAUUUCACUGUGCUCAGAAUAUUGGAUGACACUGCACAGGAGAAAGAUUUGCCCCUGCACAAGGAUGGAUCCUCUUCAUCUAUUACCACUGGUAGCGAGUCAUCCCAACCUUCACCUUAUGCAAACCAAAUUGCCAACCUUGAAGAGUCUGAUGGAUCAGUCAAAGGUCCUGAAACUUCUAGAAACAAGCUGAAGAGAAAGAUGCCAUUGGAGUGA